This is a messenger RNA of Linum trigynum, 3114 nucleotides long. The record is from the annotation of a GenBank genome assembly. NCBI's taxonomy places the organism in Eukaryota, Viridiplantae, Streptophyta, Magnoliopsida, Malpighiales, Linaceae.
CAACUCAUACCAAACUUACUUUCUCACUUGUAGUAUGUUUACGGGGUUGUGUAGUAGUGUCUCAUAUUUCAGUUUGUUGCUUCAGUUUGUUAAUGUGCUUCCUAAUCACAUCAUUUUCCUAAUUGUUAUUAUACUAGAGAAUUCAUCAUUUGUUUUGCACGAGUAUUGACACCAUUACUUGUUUUUAUAUAUUUUGAAAAUCGUUUGUGAAGUUGCUGGUAGAGGAGAAUUAUUUGUCUUUAUAUAUUUGAACUAUAAUUUUGAAGGAAAUCAAUUUGGUAUUUGAUAUAUACCUAUAUCUAGGGCUGCAAAUGAGUCAAGUCGAGUCGAGUUUUUUCUUAGUUUGAGCUCAGCUCGUUUAUAAAAUUUUCAGCUCCAACUCGAGUUUGGCUUGACUAAACAUAAUCUAGCUCGGGCUCGACUCGAUAGAGCUCGGUAAAUGCUCAUUAACACAGCUUGUCAAGCUGAGUACUAGCUCGACUCAAGAUGAGCUCGUUUUUUAAAUCAUUCUUGCUAUAAAAUGUGUACACAUGAGAAUUUAAAUGAUAAAAAGAACACUAGAAACUUAAAAUAACAGUUAACUUCCAUACACAUCCAUAUUAACAAGAUAAUGUUCAUGUUUAGAAGAGUAAUUAAUCCUUCUGCAAGCUCUUAACAAGCCAUUGAGUCAAGCAAGCUCACGAGCUUAUCAAGCUGAGCAUGGUCUAGCUCAAACUUGGCUUGUCUACUAACGAGAACCGUCUUGUUAAAUAACGAGUCGAGUGUCGAACGAGUUUUUUUGCGAUUCCAACACUGAGUUUCUCGCAAACAGAUUGGCUCAUUUGCAGCCCUACAUUUAUCGAAUAAAAUGUAUGAAAUUGUGAUUGAAUUAUAAUUUUUAAUUUUGAGAUUGUAAUUAUAGUCGUAACGUUAUUCUCGAAUUUUCCGAUAUUUGAUAUUUGAAUUCCAAUACCACAUCAAUUUCCAUCUUAUCCACAAAGGCCUCUUUACUUCAGAAAAAAAAUACCCCCACUUGUCCAGGCAGGGUAACGGAAGCAAGAAAGCAAUAAUGAUCCUUCCUCCCACCCACUCACAACAGAAGCUGCCAUGGAACCAUCCUCCAAUCCAUCCCCCCAAGACUUCUUCUUUCUCCGCCCUCCCUUUAUAUAAACUUUCAACACUUCCAUUUCCACUCCAUCAUCCUUCUCCCUUCACGGACUUGAUAGUUUCUUACCUCCGUUGAAAAAACCAUCAUCAGAAAGCAAAAGCAGCAGCAGCAGCAGCAGCAGAGAAAGAGAGAAAACAAAAAUUCCAAAUCAAGAUGGCGUUUCCACACCAAGAAGAAGCUUCGACUCUUGAUUUCAUCAGGCAACACCUCCUCACCGACUUCCCUUCCAUGGAUUCCUUCAUCUCCCACCUCCAACAAACCCCCUUCAACACCACUGUCAAAACAGAGGCCUUUUCUCAUUCUCCGUCUUCCAGCGGCGGCAGCGGAAGUACUUUGAGCAAGAGGAAGCCACCCAUGUCCAAAAUCACCAUCCCAACCACCACCAUCUCCAAACCACCAUCUCAGCUUGAAUUGGGUGUCUCCAAUUCUUCUUCCUCUGUGGACGACGACGAGAAGCACUACAGAGGGGUUCGCCGGAGGCCCUGGGGGAAGUACGCGGCGGAGAUUCGAGAUCCCACCAAAAAGGGGGUCAGGGUCUGGCUGGGGACAUUCGAUUCCGCCGUGGAGGCCGCCAAGGCGUACGACAGCGCCGCCUUCCGCCUCCGUGGCAGCAGGGCGAUCCUCAAUUUCCCGCUCGACGCAAGCAGGAAUUCGGACUCUCCGGCCGGUUCGAUUCCCCCCGAUUCAGGGGAAUUGAGUGGGAGUAGGAAGAGGAAGAUUGGGGAAAUCGAGGGUGGUGGUGGCGGUGGUGAGGAGAGUUUGAAGGCGGUGAAGGAGGAGAAACGCUCGUCGCCGGCGGCGGGGCAGGGUACGGGGGAACCGGUGCCGUUGACGCCGUCGAGCUGGAAUGAGAUCUGGGACGGCGAAGUCAAGGGGAUAUUCAGCGUCCCGCCGUUGUCGCCGUUAUCUCCCUAUCCGUUUUCACGGCUGAUGGCGGUGUGAAGCGAUGGGAAAAAUUAGUUUCGGGCUUUCGGCCCAAGACCAAUUGGGCUUAAUCUUACCGUCGAAUCAUCCGGUGCCGGCCUCGAAACAAACACGUGUAGAGCUUUGGUGGGAUGAUGCUGCUUGAUAUGUACAUAAAUAAAACACACAAAAAAAAAAAACUUAUAAAAAUAGUAAAACAAAACAAAACAAAAAAAUAAUAAUAAUUAGGAGUAAUAUCGAUGCUUUCAGAUUGUAUUUGUUCCUUUAUUUGAUUCAUUUCAUGAGUUCAAUUUGCCUCUCUUUUGUUAUAUCAUUACUAUAUGGAUGACUAUGCAUGUUUUCUGUUUAUCUAUUGAAAUUUUGCUCCCUCCUUGAUUCUGACACCCUAAAAAAUUACUAAAAUUUGGUUCCAUAAUCCUCGUUUUACCUACAUUAACAAACUUUUGUCUCUUCACGAGAGAAAUAAUUAGGCCGAGAUGAUUAUGUUCUCUCAUUUUAUCAAUAAUAAAUAAUCUGGAUAAAGUAGAGUAACACUUACUUAAGGGUCUGAUUACCUCACACAAAGAUGACUCAUAACAGUAGAGACCUUUUGUGGCUCGUCUUGAAAGUGACGAUCCACAUUAAGCAGGUUUUUCCUAUGAAAUCAACCCCUAUUAAGUAUGAGUUAAUUGAUUAAUCGCGUGUUAAUACACGAGAAUAUCGGGUUAACACUAAAACUAGAAAUUCAUAUAGUCAAUGAAAGAGCAUCAACUCUAACUUGUGUUUGGUCAAUGCACAUGACAACUAGCUAAUGAGAUCCGAGUCCAAACAACACCUUCUCUACUUGAACUUUCUCACCUUAAACUAAAAUUGUGUUAUACUCAACCUUUCCUUUCUUAUUUACAGCGUUGUAGUUCAGUUACACCUGCUAAAAGAAUCGAUUAGAUAACAGAAGUAAAGCUAAUUACUAGUAUUCAAACCCUUCGCGGGGAUCGACCUUUCUUGUUGUAUACUUGUUUCAAAUGGCAAGUCCACUUGUUUAUGGAUAAAAGGGCAUUAAUCAU